AUGUUGCGACCGGCUGUAACUCUGUUUUCGAUCAUCGGUGUGGUCCUGUCCGCGGCCGAGGGGGCGACAACGAACUACUGUGACAAAGCGCUGUGUGGCACCUCCACGCAUAUUGCCUGCAACAACAGUGGUGCCUGGUCCUCGGCCUGUCCCACAAGUCCCGCCCCAUCGGCUGUGACCUUUAAUGCGUCCCAGAGGAAACUAAUCCUCAAGAUGCACAAUGUCAGGCGGAACAACAUAGCCAGCGGAGUGUUGACCAAAUAUAAGCCAGCCAAACGGAUGGCCACGAUGCAAUGGAAUGCAGAGCUGGCCAAAUUGGCGGCCCUGAAUGUCAAGCAGUGCGAAAUGAACCAUGAUGCCUGCCACAACACGCAGACGUUCUCCGCCAGUGGCCAGAAUCUUGCCAUGUAUGGUUACUCGGGUCUCCAGUCAGGCAUGACCAUAGCACAGCUGAUCAAUGCCUGCGUGAACAAUUGGUGGAACGAGAAGAAGGAUGCCACAAUGGCGGUCAUCAACAGUUAUCCCAGCGACUGGACUGGACCGCAAAUUGGACACUUCACUGCCAUGGCCCAAGAGAAGAACACCCAUUGCGGCUGUGCGGCUGCCUUUUAUACGGCGAGUGGCAUGAACUAUUUCCUGUUAGCCUGCAACUAUGCCACCACCAAUUGGGUGGGCAGUCCCGUCUACCAGAGGGGUGUCAAGGCCUCUGGCUGCUUAAAGGGCACCAAUGUCAACUAUUCAGGAUUGUGCAAGGUAACAGAGGUCUACGAUGUGUAA
Molecule: messenger RNA, 777 nt
Organism: Drosophila persimilis
Lineage: Eukaryota; Metazoa; Arthropoda; Insecta; Diptera; Drosophilidae
Product: venom allergen 5
Exons: 3
Coding region: 1-777 (258 amino acids)
Source: RefSeq, a predicted model, not a curated record